GGUUUUUCCUAUACAUAGAUAGCCAUCGAUUUUCUCCUCCUUGUCCUCAUUCUCAUUCCCAUCUCAGAAGAAGCUCUGAUUCAACCAUGGCGGCACCAACCGAGUCAGUCCAGUGUUUCGGGCGUAAGAAGACAGCAGUAGCUGUAACUCACUGCAAGAAAGGUCGUGGUUUAAUCAAGAUCAAUGGAAGUCCAAUCGAGUUGGUUGAACCAGAGAUUCUUCGAUUCAAAGCUUAUGAACCGAUUCUCAUAUUAGGUCGUCAGAGAUUUGCUGGUGUUGAUAUGAGAAUUAGGGUUCGUGGUGGUGGUCAUACUUCACAGAUUUAUGCUAUUCGUCAGAGUAUUGCUAAAGCCUUAGUGGCUUAUUAUCAGAAGUAUGUUGAUGAACAACAAAAGAAAGAGAUCAAAGAUAUACUUGUCAGGUACGAUCGUACUCUACUUGUUGCUGAUCCAAGACGUUGUGAACCUAAGAAGUUUGGUGGUCGUGGUGCUCGUUCCAGGUUUCAGAAGUCUUACCGUUGAUUUUCUCUGGUUUGUUUUUAUGCAAUUUGGAGUUGAACUCCUUUUCUAAGAAUUUUGAGAGAAAUUUUGAUGUUUCGAUUAAGGUUGAUUAGUUCUUUUUUUCGGUUUAUUUGGGUUUAAGAAAGUGUGGGUUUGUUAAUGGAUUAUUAAGUUUAUUAAUGAAUUUUGAAUCUUGAUUAAUCAUUACUAGUA
Papaver somniferum (opium poppy) is the source of this 713-nucleotide messenger RNA. Its product is annotated as 40S ribosomal protein S16-like. NCBI's taxonomy places the organism in Eukaryota, Viridiplantae, Streptophyta, Magnoliopsida, Ranunculales, Papaveraceae. Gene Ontology annotation, biological process: maturation of SSU-rRNA from tricistronic rRNA transcript (SSU-rRNA, 5.8S rRNA, LSU-rRNA); translation. Gene Ontology annotation, molecular function: RNA binding; structural constituent of ribosome. Gene Ontology annotation, cellular component: cytosolic small ribosomal subunit; ribosome. The record is from RefSeq and is a predicted model, not a curated record. The coding region runs from base 87 to 521 and encodes 144 amino acids. The transcript has a single exon.